Molecule: messenger RNA, 1064 nt
Organism: Ectocarpus siliculosus
Lineage: Eukaryota; Phaeophyceae; Ectocarpales; Ectocarpaceae
Source: the annotation of a GenBank genome assembly
AUGCAGGAAUGUGUUGAUACUCUCACGGAAAAGUCGAAGGCGGGCAACGAGAUGGUGUCCAACUUGGUGCAGAGCCUCGGCUCCGCUCUAGUGUACCCAGACGCUGGAAAUUUUGACACCAACCGGAAGCUUUGGGACAAUUAUGCAGCGGAGUGGGAACCGGACGCCAGCUGGGUGCAGAAAAUGGCGCAAGGGUCGAAAACGGAGCGUCUGGAGGUGGUUGGCGAUGAGUGGUCUACGCGCGACGAUGUGAUGAGGGUCAUCAACGACUUCAUCCUGCCGAACGUUACAGAGGAGAGCAACGUCGGCGAGAUUGGCUGCGGCGGGGGGCGCGUGACAGUAGAGGUGUUCCGCAAGGCUGGACAGCUGACGUGCUUCGACAUCUCCAAGAACAUGCUGAAGCGCACCAGAGAUGCAGUGGGAGAGGGGGUUUGCGCCGGAGGGGGAAAAGUGAUUUUUGUGCUGCUGAGCCAGCCCCGCCUGCCGGAGAACGCGUCUGAUUCGCUAGACUUCGUGAUCCUGUACGACGUCCUUGUGCACGUGGACCUCCACAUCACCAACAAGUACAUCCGCGAGAUCGCUCGGGUUUUGAAGCCGGGUGGAAAGGCUUUCUUGUCCACUGCGAAUUUCCUCAGCCCAGGUGGCUGGGAUCGGUUCAAUGCUCAGGACAAGUACAGCGUCGGCGGCUUCUACUUCAUGUGCCCCGACAUGGUGCGGCUGAUGCUCGACAAGGCGGGCCUCCGAGUAGUGAGGGAAGGCGACCACGACCCGUCCAACUCGUACUACAACAGGGACUACCUUGUGCUGGUGCAGAAACCGUUGUGACAACACCCCGGCUUCCUGCGCUGCCGGCGAGAUGACACUUGGUCGGCUUUGGAUGGCAUGCAUGGCAGGAGAGAUCAACCUGGCUGGUGGCGGUGAUGAUGUCGCGCUGUGCAUGAACGAAUCGUGCUCUUUCGUUCACCUUGUGAAAUAAAAUAUCACCGGGAGUACUUGGUGCAUGUAUCGUUUCUGGAGGCCCGUGUGUGAGAUGUAGCAUCCGGCUCGUCUAACCCCCCCCCCCC